AUGGUAUUGAUCCAGUACUUGCUGCUGUUUCUGUGUAAGAAUUUUAGAUGUAGCCCGCGACCUGCCGCCCCUCACCCGGACCUACGAGUCGGCACGGCUGUCCCGAGCGCCACGUCAGGUUCCUCUAGCUUCGCCGCCAUGAAGAAGGUGGUUCAGCAGUUCCGGCUGGAAGCCGGGCUCAACCGCGUGAAGGUUUCCCAGGCAGCUGCAGACUUGAAACAGUUCUGUCUGCAGAAUGCUCAACAUGACCCUCUGCUGACCGGGGUGUCUUCCAGUACAAAUCCCUUCAGACCCCAGAAAGUCUGCUCCUUUUUGUAGUCAGCAAUCUUGAGGUUUCUUAAACCACUUUUCAUGAACUAGUGGAUAUUCUGAAGUCUGUACAGAAGCUUCUCUAACACGUGCCAUAAUACACAGUCUUUACUUGUCAAUCCUAAAUAUCUACCUCUCUGAAUCUUCAUGGAUUUCUGUUUCACAAGGUUUAACUAUUUUAUAUACACUGGCUGUAGCAUACAAUAAUACAGCAUACAAAAAAAAAGAAUUUUAGAUGUAAUCUGUAGUUGUCAACUAGUCAUCUAACAACAAUAAAUCAUAGACUAGGUUUGUGUGUCUGUG
This is a messenger RNA of Alexandromys fortis (reed vole), 612 nucleotides long. Its product is annotated as guanine nucleotide-binding protein G(I)/G(S)/G(O) subunit gamma-5-like. The transcript is spliced from 3 exons. Gene Ontology annotation, biological process: G protein-coupled receptor signaling pathway. NCBI's taxonomy places the organism in Eukaryota, Metazoa, Chordata, Mammalia, Rodentia, Cricetidae. Gene Ontology annotation, cellular component: heterotrimeric G-protein complex. The record is from RefSeq and is a predicted model, not a curated record. Bases 1 to 318 code for a protein of 105 amino acids. Gene Ontology annotation, molecular function: G-protein beta-subunit binding.